Molecule: messenger RNA, 10921 nt
Organism: Paramuricea clavata
Lineage: Eukaryota; Metazoa; Cnidaria; Anthozoa; Malacalcyonacea; Plexauridae
Source: the annotation of a GenBank genome assembly
AUGAAUUUCGUUCAUUCCAAGUCGCAAGAAUGCACAAAAAGUAAACUCGAUCUAUUCUCUGUACCUCCGACACAGACCAGUUUAGAAAAAGGACGUUGGAUAGAUCAUCAACCUGUUUCCAGUGUAGCUGAUGGAGGUUCCAUUACGUUCCUGUCUCCAGGCACUGAAGAUUACGUCGAUCUUGCUAAAACAAUCCUCGUAGUGAGAGCAAAAGUGACGAAAGCUAAUGGUGCAAAUCUUGAUGCAGACGAAAAGGUUAGGCAUUUUUAGCUCUUUAUAAUUAUUUGUAAAUAUUAAAUUAUCAAAAUUUUCAAGAGUGUAAUAAAAAAUUGUUGUUGUUAAAGGUUGGCGUUGUGAACAAUUUCCUACACAGCAUGUUCAAACAAGUUGACGUCUUUCUCAAAGAAAAGCAAGUCACUCAAGCUACUGGGACGUAUGCGUACCGUCCUUAUCUGGAAACCCUCUUGAAUUAUGGCUUCUCAGCAAAAGAUUCCCAGCUCACCGCAGCUCUGUUUUACAAGGACACUGCGGGAACAAUGGACAUCGCAAAUCCUACCACAGCAGGUGACGCAGGCAACGUGGGUCUUAGAGCAAGAUACGUUUUCAGCAAGACAAGUGGAAUUAUUGAAAUGGCUGGACCUAUAUUUAGCGAUGUAUUUAUGACCGAGCGUCUCCUGCUGAGUUACGUAGAUCUGAAAGUUAUUUUGAAUCGAAGCAGCAACGAGUUCUGUCUGAUGGCCUCCGAGGACGAUGUUGAUUUCAGAGUGAAACUCACCGACGCCUAUCUCAAGAUACGUAAAGUGAAAGUCAGUCCGAGCAUUUCCGUGGCCCACGAAAUUACAUUGAAAAAAGGACCAGCCAUCUACCCCAUUCGUCGAGUCGAAUGCAAGAGCUUCAUCGUUUCCGCAGGCAACCCCUCUCUGAGAAAAGACAACAUGUUCAAUGGACUUGUACCGAAAAUGUUUGUCUUCGGAUUGGUUGAGAGCGAGGCAUUUAACGGUGCCUUCAAAAAGAAUCCCUACAACUUUCAACAUUUCAACGUAUCAUCCAUUGGAAUAACCGUGAAUGGUGAAGAAAUGCCAUUUAAACCCUUGAAGCUUUCCUUUGGUGCAAAUCCUAGAUACAUCGAAGCAUUCAGCACGCUGUUCUCUGUGUAUUACAACACUGGGAACGACAUUUCCCGAGAAGAAUUCCUAAAGGUUACGCCGUUUACGCCUUUCAUUUAACAUCUGAUAUGUGUGGUGCAUCUCCUCAUUUUAACGUCGUGAAAAAGGAAACCUGGCCAUUGAUAUCCAGUUCUCCAGAGCACCCACAGUCGCAGUAAGUCUCGUGUGCUACGAAGAUUUCGAGAAUACCAUUCAUAUUGAUUCUGAGAGAAACGUUAUCUACGAUUAUUCUGGUUAGAUGAACACUUCUCAAAUAACGCAUGGUUAGAACAAGAUCCUGUAACAAGCAAGAAGUUUUGCGGUGUGUUUCCUAGCGAUAAGUUACCUCAGACGAUCGACAGAUAUCCCUGUGGAUUCGUCGCGAACACGGAUCCAAGCAGUGAGCCUGGGACGCAUUGGAUCGCCUUCUACUUCCCGUCGGAGCAGAAAGAAGAAUUCUUUGACAGUUACGGACAGGCACCAGAUUACUAUAGGGAUUCAUUUGGAGACUUUUUAGAUAAACAUUCUUACGCAUGGGAUUUUAAUAGACGUAAAUUACAAAGUGCUUGGUCAGAUGUGUGUGGCCAGUAUUGCAUAUUUUACCUUAGCCAUAGAGCAAGAGGACAAAGCAUGAAUACGGUCGUACAGUUAUUUGAUAACAAUACUAUGUUAAACGACGCGAAAGUGUUUCAGUUUGUUAAAAAUCAUUUCAAAGUAAUAGUAAAACAAAUAAAUAACCUUAAUCAGUUUUGUAAAAAGAUGAUUCAAUAAAUGUUGUAAAAAAUCAAUAUUGUGUGUGUGUCUUGAUUUGUGAGCAAAACUAGUAAGCAAAAAUGACAACCAAUGACAGGUGAAAAAUAUUUUAUUGAAUAGAACAGUUACAUGAUUAAUAUUUAUGCCAGCGUUUUUCAGUUUGUUUGCCCCCUUCACGUCGCUUUAGAAGAUCUUGAAAAUAUUGCGAUGGACUUGCACGUUGUGGGGUAAAGGGAUCAGGUGAAGUAUCAAUUUGCUUCCAUCUCUCCUUAUUCCUUACGAGAUCUUUAGGCAUGUUCAUUUUGGAUAAAGCACGAAAAAACUCUCUUGACCCAGUAGGAUUAAAAUUUCUUCUCGACCUCAAGGCAUCACUGACCAAAUCAGAUAUGUUGGAAUGGAGAAUUUCUUUACCGUCCAGGCUAACUUGUCCAGAUCCAUCCCAAGAAAUAACGUGAGGUCUUGCUUUCAAUCGAUUUAACAGUGCUGUAUCUCUUGCACGCAUGGUUUUAGGUAUAUGCUCGACCACGUCUGCGUCAGAUAACCUUGUUUGUUCUUUGGGCUCAGGCUCUUGUUCCGUAUCAGGCGCUAUCCGAACGGUAGGUAUUUGACCAUCUUUUUGACGUCUCAAACUCAGAUAACUUUCUAUGUUCGCAUUGUACAAUUUCUGUUUUUCAGCAUCGGGCAUACUCGCGCUCUGAAGAAUCUCCGACAUCUCUGUAUCUUGAUGCAUCAUGUUGGUCAUAAUAGGGGCAGUCUCAAGCUUUUGCUUCUGCUCAUAUCUGUUAAGCACGUCUUCGGGGACCAGCACCAUUCGUUUUGCAUGCUUCAUUUUACUAACAAGCUACUAAGUACACUUAAUACGGGUGGUAAGAGAGCAGUCAAUAGAUUCCCACCUUUUUGAUUAAGGUGCUUCUUCUUCUGUUUUCUUGACACUUUCUUAUUCGCUAAAGCACGGAGAUGUGUCUUGUAGCGCACCAAUCGUCGCUUUUGACGCGGCGUUAGUGGGAUUACGCCUUUAAGUAGAUUCAGGGAACACUCGCAGAUAGCCGUGAUGACAUUUGCAGGAACGUUUUCGAUAAGCAAUUUUCGCAAUUUAGGUUUAGAUUUCACCAUGACUUGAAGAUAGGGAAGACUUCCUCUCAUGCGCUUUGACAUCUUGCAAAUGAUGAAUUUCCAAAACAUGCGUAGCUUAAGUACGUUUUACGUAGACAAUUUGUCUCUCCCCAGGCAGAAUGUUGGUUCUCAAUCGCAUGUUCUCUGGUGUCAACUGAUGGCAAUCAAUCAUCAAGUAUCCAUAAGGUUUACUCGUAGCAUCUUCAAACGACUCCAUGAGGUAAUUGGUAUGUUUAGGAAACAUUUGUCUGGCAAGUGUCGAGAUACCAAGUGAGUCGCGAGGAUUUCGGAAUAUCAACAAGUAGUGGGAAUUAAGACUAAUCGUUCGUGACAAUUUACCAGGUGGAAAAAGGUUUUGGGUAAGGAAUAAAACAGAUAUACCACGAUGAUGAGAGCCGCGUGUAAAUAGGUCCGAGACGCGUGUAUCAUUUGAACAUUGGGACAUUAAAUCAUCCAAAAUUACCAGCGAGUUAUCGUGUCCCUCUACCAUAGCAUACAAGUCAUUUGGAAAACCAUCCACAAACUCGAUGUUUGGUAGUCUCUGGGACAGGUCAUCAAAUUCUUUUUGAUGUUCCCCAUAACAGUACAAAAUCUUCGUCGGAACAGGAAAAAAUAGCUCUUCCAAAUGAUCCAGCAUGGAACGAACAAGAUGCGAUUUCCCGCUUUGAGACUGACCACAAAUGUAAUAGUUCGCAGGAGUUCGAAAUCUCACGUCCAUCGUGUUCAUGUGCACAACACGGACUGCGUUAUUAUUUGACGUGUCCGUUUGUUUUAUAACCAGAACCGAGAAAUCACUCUUCGGAAAAGACUCUCUUGGAUCAAAAAUUCUUUAAAAUCAAAACGUUUCAAAGGGGCUGCAACCAAACGAACGGCCCUACGCGUAGUAUCUUCAGAGGCAUGUAUCAAAUAAACUAAUGCCAGAUAGGCUAUGGCACGGCCAAAAUUAGUGACAUUGAUCGUGUUAAAAACAACAUGUAUUUCACUAGGAUUAACAUUCAAUAUCAUUUGAUUGUACAAUGAUUCGUGACGCUCAAGCAGACAAUUGAUAUGAUGAGAUAAUGUUCUCAUGUCAAUGUCAACGCCAUUUUUCUGUAACUCGUUUAAUAUUUACAAUUCUAUGAGAAAAAAGCUGGGCUGCAUAAUCAAUAUGUUGUUUUACUGUGUACUUUGUUGACUUGGUUACUGGGCACAUCAGCGUUUAUCUGUUGUACUUUCUAGUAGUUAGCGAUAAGUUGUGGAGUUCAUUCUUAAGUAAACUGAUCAGAAAUUGAUUACAUAAAAUUAUUCCAACAAUACAAAUCCUGAAAAUUUAAUAUUGAUGAGUAGAUGCAUGGGUUUGCUAUAGAUGGUGUUUCUUUUAGCUAAUGAUUAAAAGUUCUAAUUAAAGUAAAGUAUAAACUAAAACUUUAAAACAUGCCAACUUCUCGCACUAAAUGUCCAUCAUCAGGGCGAAAAUGUUUAAAACCCUAUAUUCCUAUACAAACAUGCAAGAGUUGAAUAUUUAUAUAUUCUAAAGUCCAGUUCACAUAUGAAAGCUACGGAUUGGGAAGGAUUCAACUGCUUGAAAAAUGCAAAACUUCAAUGUUUCGAGCGAUGGCCCUUCGUCAGGAAGUUAAUAGCAAAUAACUUCCUGAAGAAAGACCUCGCUUGAAACGUCAAUGUUUUGCUUGUGUUUUUCAAGUAGUUGAAUCCCGCUCAAUCCGCAACACUCUGAUCAGGGGCGCACAUUCGAAAAAAUUUAGGGGCGGGGGUGUCCUAUGUUCUUGGACCGACUUUUGUAGUAUUUAUGUUUGGUUAGAAAAGCUAACUAUUUAAACAUUCCAAGAGUUUAAAUAAACGUUCAGUUUUUCAGAACUUUUGCAGUGGUCUAAACUUUCGGAGGGGGGGGGGGAUUUUUAUGAAUUUCGAAUGCGAGCGCCGCACGCGCGAGGAAAAUUUUGAAUUUCUAGAUUCAUUAGAACGCUAUUACACGUAUUUUAGGACAAGGUUUGAAGAAAAGUUACAACCCACAAAAAGGCAUUUUUAAGUCGCCUAAUUUUGUUAGAUCGAAAAAAUAUUUAUGUAAAAUAAGUAUUGUACACGCAAAUACUCAACAGCAAAAUAGCAUCAUGUCUUCGUUUUUGUAGAAGUCGGUCAUGAGUGUUGCUUUGAGCGCAAAUUCAAGUUCAAAUGUGCUUUAAAAUAACCAUAGUCAUUUUUUACUGGAGUUAGGAUUCUAGGUAGGGAAGACUUCAACUUUUAUUGGCAAGCAGAAGAGAUGGGUAUCAUUAUUCACACAUCGUACCCCCACCCCAAUUUCUGCCCGGAUUUCAGCUUUCCACAAGAGCUGUCCUUAUGCCCAUUGCAGAACCCCCCGAGCCCCCAUCUUGGCUACGCCGCUGAUUUACUUCUGCCUUCCAAAGUUUCAGCUUUUACGACAAGGCUAACAACGAACAAUUUUAACUGCACCGCGGGGGCUUGAGGUAAUCGGAUCGCAUUACGUUGGCUGAACUGUUGCAACACGGAAGUUGAUUAUUUGCUCUCUUGGUUUGUGUCAGUGAACUCUAAUUUGUGUAUGUCUAAUUCGUUUUUCUUAUGUUUAUGCAACUUCCAUUUCCAGAAUGUCCACCUAUUACUUUUUUCGACACAAAAUGAUAAUAUCUUUCAGCUUUUAGCCGGACCGACUUUUUCGUUCCAUUCAGGUUUUGGGACCGACUUUUUAGAUAUAUUUCACAAAACAUGGUGUCACACCUAAUGUGCGCCCUUGACUCUGAUAUUAUCACUAAGCUUGCACAAGUAGUUCUAGUUCACAUAUGCUUAUUACUGCAUAUAUGCCUAUGAUAUAGCAGCAGAAUUCGCACAGGCAAGCUGCACUCAGGCAAGUUCUGAAGUCAAUAUACCGCCGAUAGACUGGCGAAAACUUGUCGAAACAGGCCAAAUUCCGGGAUUCCUUGUAUUUUUGCAUUCCUCUGCCUUUUUUCAUUGUAUUGUGGGAUAUAUUGAGCUUAUGGCAUGUCGAUGGUGUGUCGGGAAAGCGCAUACCGCAUCGAAAUUGAGGGAUGAUGCAAUACACCCUCGUGUCGCCACUGACAUGCUGGGAAAGUUGAAGUGGACCAGCGAUCAUACCACCGAUCAUGUCGGUAACUGUAUCAUAUACGAUAAACCCACGGCAUGCACACUUGCUGGCUACACCACAGGCACACCGCAGGCAUAUAUGUGAACUAGGCUGAAAAUGUUUAGAAGACGUAACGAAAAUAAUCAACUAAAAUUUAUAAUCUAGCUUCCCCUCCAAAUUGGCAUUCACAAAAUCCCUUCAACUGUUAGUUCUAUCGAGCGAAAUGGACAAUCGCUAUUUACCCAUACCUUAUACUGGCAUCACCCACUAUACAGUAUAUUUACAAGAACUUGUAGUUAGACCUUGACAACUGGACUCUGUAGCUCAGUUGGUUAGAGCGCUGCACAGGAAUCGCAGGGCCGCACGUUCGUAUUCAUUUUUUCGCAGGUGCUCGUGGUUAGGUCUGAAAAAUUGCACAUAAUCUUCGAAUCGAAAUUGCCAUCUACAUAAACCCUUCGAUUGUUCUGUCAAGCAUGUUGCCCCAAUACUUCGAUAUUUACUCGGACCUCCUUAAGCGAAUUAAGUCAUGUAUAAAUUAUACAAUGGACUAAUUACGCAUUCAAUUUACUUUGCCCGGCAAAGCAAGACAAACUUUUCCUAAUUUGUCGUCCAAUUGUCAUCCAAAUUUUACCAAAAUUUUACAAAUUUGUCCUUGUGCAAUUUCCAUUUCUUCAACAAAUGUUUGAUAUUUUUCAAGUUGUCAUGCUGUGUGUGCACAGAUAGGCAGACAGACAACAUAAAAUAGCAGAUGAAAACAUGACCUCCUAGUAAAUAUAAACUAAUGUGGAUGUACUGAAAAAACCACCGGAAGUAUAUAUUUAAGUAACCAUUACCAAACAUGGCUGGACAGAAAAAAUACGUUGGGAUGGACAGCUUAUCUGCUCUGAUAUUGAAAAGCCCGCGAAAUAACUUUUUGAAUUUUCAUCUAAAGCACCAGGUUACAAAACAUUUGUUAUGCUCGGGAUUUGUUCAAUUUUCCUAAAGGUUUAAAAAAAUAUACCUCUCCAUUGGCCUUAUUAAUAUUACUAGAAAUACACGCAUGCCAUAACCCCUCGCCUAUGUUCUCCAAGCAUUGUUUUAACAUGAAGUAUUCGUAAAUACGCCAACACUGAACGCAGGCUUGCAUUGCCACGUCAUGUUAGUCAUGGCAACACGAUAAUUUUUUUAAAUUUUUUUGUACAAACCUGCAAAAAGUAGAUGAAAUUGAACACUUUUAAAUACAGAACUAUCAAUUUCUAAAAUAUAUAAAGUAGGUAUAUUAUUUUGGUUACUAUGGGCUUUAUUUUAAUGUAAAAUUCGAAACGAAACUACGUAUUAAAAACGUUUUUAAAUGUGAAUUGAAUUUUAACGGCUUUUUGCCGAUAUUAAUUUCUUCAAUUACUGGCACUUUGAAAUGAAAUAAAUUUAAUUCGUACAGGACGCUAAUGAAAAUAAUUUGCUUUCCUUUUUAUCAUGAACUUCUACAAAAGUUAAUUUAACUAAGAAACUUUCGUAUACAAUGUAUAGGAAAGACUUGAACAACAAGAACAAAAUCUAUAUUAAUGAUACAAAGUCAUGCAUACAUAAACAAUUGAAACAAACUUGCUAUGUACUUUAAAGUUUAUCAUACUAAAUCAAUUCUUAGUUAAUGUUUACCUUUAAAAAUUGAAGAAAAGUUUUACAAUUUGUUAGGUGAAACGAUUUUCCAAGCUUUCUUACAUAUAUUUUUUAAAUUUUCCCGUUCUUCACUCCUGGCAAACAGCCAUAUUUUGAGAUCAGUGAGAUGACCACCCAUACACCCAUGAACCGCAAUAUUUUAUGAACUUUAGACUUCGCUAGUGCGAAGUGCGAUCCUUUUCCCGGGUGUAAAUAGCCAGGGGGAAUUAGUACCCUCGCAUGGCGCUUCGCGCCGUCGGCUCGGGGAUUAUGCAUACUGUAAAUCUCUUCAAUCCUGUUUAGUCUUCUGUUGUUAAUUUGAUCCAUUUUCAAUGAUGUAAUUAUACCCUUUUCAAUGUUUGUAGGUUGUCGUAUACUGUACCAUGCAACUGAUAUUGCAGAAAAUGUAACAAAAUGUGAGUAAUUUUUGAAUCUUCAACUAAAUUGUGAUUAAUUAAUCCUGAUUUUAAUAGUAACCAAAAGCUUUCCAAUCAAACUGUUGGAUAGGUUCCAUGCAUGCUCUGUUGAAAUGUGGCCGCUAUAAGGAAAGCUCUUAAGCCAUUAUAAAAGCGUAUACAAAUAAUAAACACUUAUCGAUGAAAGAUGAAAAUAAUAUUCCAUUCAACGAGACGAAAGUUAAGUGGAACAUUCCAUUUCUCACAGAAUGAUAAUUUUCCCAUUUAUUUUACUGAUUUACUGCAAAACAACUAAUUGCUAUUGAAUUAUUCAUUGAGUUGAUUAUAAAAAAAUGCUCAUUCAAACAGUCCAACAAAAAAGAUUGAUCGAAUUAAGUUUCAUCGAAGCCGCAAAACCGCACGAUGGAGCAAAAUGAUUGUGUAGUUGAAAAAUCUACGUUCUGUUGCACGCAGGGUGUUCACGGGCCUUGAACAUCCUGGAAAGUCAUUGAAUUGGCAAACAAAAUUCCAGGACUGGAAAGCCCUUGAAGAUCAGCAGAAGUCCUUGAAAGUACCGGAAUUAAUUUCCUUAACCUCCAGCUGUGCCAACAUUAGUGAUUUUGAUUAAAAUUACUGAAUAAAGUGAAUUAUUUAUGGCAAAUCCGUGCCAUUUUCAAUCAUUUUUUCCCAGUUCUAUGCCUUGAAUUUACACAAAAUGGGCCUUGAAUGUCUUGGAAAACUCCUUGAAUUUCACCUUCACCAAGGGGUGGACCGUGGACACCCUGUGUGCGUAAAUCAAAUGAAAAUUUCUAUCCAAUAUGUCAUAUUAAUAAUUAGGUCACAUAAAAAAAUAGUUGGUUAGCGUCCUUAGCUUUCGCCAAAAAGUGGGCGGGCUGUUUUUUUUUAAAGUUAUACUAAUUUUUAACGCUCUGGUUUCAGGCCCGAAACUGGAUUUUCUUGCGCAGUACAGAUAUUUUUUUAUAUACUUCAAAAUAUGAUUCAUGCCGUCAUUUUCGCACACAAUUUAUUGACACAAUUGACUACAGUCAACAGAAAUACUGCAUAUAUUAGAGCCUGUUGAUCAAUAAAAGUUGGGAUAGACCACAUGCUAACAUAACGCUCAUACUGUAUAGAGAUUUGUAUAAAUUCUUAGUAAAGUCUUUAUUUUACUAUGUUUUGUUAGGUUGAAAGUAAUUUCCAACGCAUAUAGAAUCGAAUAUGUUGUUGUUUAAUGUUUAUAUAAUCACAGAUUGUAGAAGGGUCAUUGGGAUAUUGUCGUAUUUAAACACGACAUAUCAGUUUGAUCAAACAUUGUAUACGUAUUAGAAAAAUAUAGUAAUUUAUGAUAUAGCGCUCGAUGAUUGGACAUAUUUUAUGAUAUCAAGUAGUGCAAGAAUGAAAACCACGGCCUGUGAAGUAUUCUGUUGCGUAGACAUAUAAGACCUUGUACUGUUGUGUCUGUUCAGUGUGUGCAAAUUAUUUUUGACACAUUAAAAUACUUUGUAACUUCUUAGAUCUGUUAAUGUUUAUUGAAAAAUGCACGUAAAUGUCGUUUACGUAUUUUUGUCAUAUCUGAUGUUUUGUAUGUGAUUAAAUGUGUGUAUAAUAUUUCAACUGUGUCCAAUUUACUUAAUACUUUAUUUCAGUAAAUCCAGAAUUUGACAAUAGCGAUUAAGGUGGAAUAAUAUGGGUAACAAAAUUGCUGCAACUAACAACAAAAUCUGAUUUCUGUAUUAACAUGUGUCAACAUUUCUAUUUAACAUGCGUUGAAAUCAGAUUUUGUUACAAGUUUCAGCAAUUUUGUUGCUCGUAUUAGUCCAGCUUUAGCAACAAUGCAGGCUACCCACAUGUACGCAGCGCGUACCUAUUUUAUAAAAUAAUAAAAUAAAAAAAUCCUGAGCGGGGCCUUUUUUGUGGGCGGGCGAGGACGCUAAUCAACUAUUUUUUAUGUGGCCUUAGCCGAUGAUUCUACGACAAUUUGGUACGCAUCAUAAUUAUAAGGUAUUACAUAAUAGAGUACGAUUUGUGAACGUUCGCUUUAAACAAACGAGUGGGCGCAGCGAACGAGUGAGUUUAGCUAUUCUUCGCAACGACAAAUUAACAAAAAUCGUAAAAAAACCCGAUCAAACCAUGAAACGAUUUGCACAGGGAAAUAAAAUUCGCAAUAUACCUUAUCUAUUUCACUGAAGUUUUAUUUUUUUGUUCAUGUAGGUCUGCAUUAACAACAUUAACUGAUGAUAAGAAACGAUGGAUUGUCAGUGGAAUUGCCCUCAACAAUGUUUUGGUUCCCUCCAUACGUCCAAUAUUAGAUAAAAAAAUUCGGAAGGAAUACGAUGACAGUUUUGCACAUCCGCCAUAUUCACCAACGCAUAAAGGCAUGCACUAUGAGAAUAUCAAUGCUAAUGACCUAAAAAAGUUGAAACCACUACGCUAUCCAUGGUAUAAUUACUCCACGUUUGACUACAAAGUUACCUCACAUGUUGACUUUGGUAAGCUCUUCCUCCAGAUCCAUAUGGCAAAGUUUAAUGCAUUUGACGAGACCUGCGAUGCGUUUGCUGUCCUCAGUUUGGUUGGCGGAAUUCCUGUGUUCCCUCCUGCUCUCCAAACUGCGGCAAAUGUUGUUAGAGAAGGUAGAAAUGCUUGGGCACACUGCAAGUUUACCGAGUGGGAUGAAAGAAACUUCAGGAAGAGAUUUGAUGACAUGAAACAGCUUGUGACUGAAGUGGGUUUAUCACUUGCAGAUGAAAGUAAAGUCCUAGCAGAUCUUAAAGACUGGGAAGAUAAAG